AUCACAGCAGGUCAGAGAAAAAGGGGUGAGCGGCAGGCGCGGGAGGAGUAGGGCGUUUGGCAUCAGGAGCGGGAGCCCAGACUGCCCUGCAGGGACCCGAGAGACCAUGCAGAAGUCGCCUCUAGAAAAGGCCAGCGUCGUCUCCAAACUUUUUUUCAGCUGGAUAAGACCAAUUCUGAAGAAAGGAUACAGAAAGCGCUUGGAGUUGUCAGAUAUAUACCAAAUCCCUUCUGCUGAUUCUGCUGACAACCUAUCUGAAAAGUUGGAAAGAGAAUGGGAUAGAGAGCUGGUUUCAAAGAAAAAUCCAAAACUUAUUAAUGCCCUUCGGCGAUGCUUUCUCUGGAGAUUUACGUUUUAUGGAAUCCUCCUAUAUUUAGGGGAAGUCACCAAAGCAGUACAGCCUCUCUUACUGGGAAGAAUCAUAGCUUCCUAUGACCCAGAUAACAAGGAGGAACGCUCCAUAGCCAUUUACCUAGCCAUAGGUUUAUGCCUGCUCUUUAUCGUGAGGACACUGCUCCUACACCCAGCCAUUUUUGGCCUUCAUCACAUUGGAAUGCAGAUGAGAAUAGCUAUGUUUAGUUUGAUUUAUAAGAAGACUUUAAAGCUGUCAAGCCGUGUUCUAGAUAAAAUAAGCAUUGGACAACUUGUUAAUCUCCUUUCCAACAACCUGAACAAGUUUGAUGAAGGACUUGCAUUGGCACAUUUCGUGUGGAUUGCUCCUUUACAAGUGACUCUCCUAAUGGGGCUGCUCUGGGACUUGUUACAGGCCUCUGCCUUCUGUGGCCUUGCUUUCCUGAUAGUUCUUGCCCUUUUCCAAGCUGGGUUAGGGAAAAUGAUGAUGAAGUACAGAGAUCAGAGAGCUGGAAAGAUAAAUGAAAGACUUGUGAUCACCUCAGAAAUGAUUGAAAAUAUCCAGUCUGUUAAAUCAUACUGCUGGGAGGAAGCAAUGGAAAAAAUGAUUGAAAGCCUAAGACAGAGAAUUGUUCAGUUGGUAGGAGUUGUUUUUUUCAUUAAUAAGUGCGUUCUUCAUCACUCUGUACCUACAAACACGGGCAUGGCAAAGGAUUUCUUACAAAAGCAAGAAUAUAAGACAUUGGAAUAUAACCUAACAACUACAGAAGUAGUAAUGGAGAAUGUAACAGCUUUCUGGGAGGAGGGAUUUGGAGAAUUAUUUGAGAAAGCAAAACUGAACAAUAACAAUAGAAAGAUUUCCAAUGGUGAUAACAGCCUCUUCUUCAGUAACUUCUCCCUUCUUGGUAGCCCUGUCUUAAAAGAUAUCAACUUCAAGAUAGAAAAAGGACAGUUGUUGGCUGUGGCUGGAUCUACUGGAGCAGGCAAGACUUCACUUUUAAUGAUGAUUCUGGGGGAACUAGAGCCUUCAGAAGGUAAAAUCAAGCACAGUGGAAGAAUUUCUUUCUGUUCUCAGUUUUCCUGGAUCAUGCCUGGCACCAUCAAGGAAAACAUCAUCUUUGGUGUUUCCUAUGAUGAGUACAGAUAUAGGAGUGUUAUCAAAGCAUGCCAACUGGAAGAGGACAUCUCCAAGUUUGCAGAGAAAGACAACAUAGUACUUGGAGAAGGUGGAAUCACCCUGAGUGGAGGUCAGCGUGCAAGAAUUUCUUUAGCAAGAGCAGUAUACAAAGAUGCUGAUUUGUACCUAUUAGACUCUCCUUUUGGAUAUCUAGAUGUUUUAACAGAAAAACAAAUAUUUGAAAGCUGUGUCUGUAAAUUGAUGGCUAACAAAACUAGGAUUUUGGUCACUUCUAAAAUGGAACAUUUAAAGAAAGCUGACAAAAUAUUAAUUUUACAUGAAGGUGGCAGCUAUUUUUAUGGGACAUUUUCUGAACUACAAAAUCUACGACCGGACUUUAGUUCAAAGCUCAUGGGAUAUGAUUCUUUUGACCAGUUUAGUGCAGAAAGAAGGAAUUCAAUCUUAACUGAGACUUUACGCCGUUUCUCCUUAGAAGGAGAUGCUUCUGUCUCCUGGAAUGAAACAAAAAAACAAUCUUUUAAGCAGACUGGAGAGUUUGGGGAAAAAAGGAAAAACUCAGUUCUCAAUUCAAUCAACUCUAUAAGAAAAUUUUCACUUGUCCAAAAGACUCCAUUACAAAUGAAUGGCAUCGAAGAGGAUUCUGAUGACCCUUUGGAGAGAAGGCUGUCCCUAGUUCCAGAUUCUGAGCCGGGAGAUGCGAUCCUGCCUCGCAGCAACGUGAUCCCCACGGGCCCCACAUUCCAGGGAAACAGGAGACAGUCUGUGUUGAACCUGAUGACGCACUCAGCUAACCAAGGGCAGAACAUUUGCCGGAAGACAACGGCACCUUCAAGAAAAAUGUCUUUGGCCCCGCAGGCCAGCUUAACAGAAAUGGAUAUAUAUUCAAGACGGUUAUCUCAAGAGAGCAGCUUGGAAAUCAGUGAGGAAAUUAAUGAAGAAGAUUUGAAGGAAUGCUUUUUUGAUGAUGUAGAGAGCAUACCCACAGUGACCACUUGGAACACAUACCUUCGCUAUAUUACUAUCCAUAAGAGCUUAAUUUUUGUGCUGAUUUGGUGUUUAAUUGUUUUUCUGGUUGAGGUGGCUGCCUCUUUGGUUGCUUUGUGGUUCCUUAAAAACAACCCUCCUAAACAGGAAGUGAAUGGAAAUAACAGCUAUGCUGUGAUUGUCACCAGCACUAGCUUCUAUUAUGUUUUUUACAUUUAUGUGGGAAUAGCUGACACUUUGCUUGCUCUGGGAUUGUUCAGAGGUUUGCCACUGGUGCAUAUACUAAUCACAGUGUCGAAAAUUUUACACCACAAAAUGCUACAUUCUGUUCUUCACGCGCCCAUGUCAACCCUCAACACCUUGAAAGCAGGUGGGAUUCUUAAUAGAUUCUCCAAAGAUAUAGCAAUUCUAGAUGAUCUUCUGCCUCUUACCAUAUUUGACUUCAUCCAGUUGCUAUUAAUUGUGAUUGGAGCUGUAGCAGUUGUCUCAGUUUUACAGCCUUACAUCUUCCUGGCAACCGUACCAGUGAUAGCAGCUUUUAUUAUGUUGAGAGCGUACUUCCUGCACACUUCACAGCAACUCAAGCAACUGGAGUCUGAAGGCAGGAGUCCUAUUUUCACUCAUCUUGUCACAAGCUUAAAAGGACUAUGGACACUUCGUGCCUUUGGACGGCAACCCUACUUUGAAACCCUGUUCCACAAAGCUCUGAAUUUACAUACUGCCAACUGGUUCUUGUAUUUGUCAACACUGCGCUGGUUCCAAAUGAGAAUAGAUAUGAUUUUUGUCAUCUUCUUCAUUGCUGUUACUUUUAUUUCCAUUUUAACAACAGGUGAAGGAGAAGGAUCAGUUGGUAUUAUUCUAACUUUAGCUAUGAAUAUCAUGAGUACAUUGCAGUGGGCUGUAAACUCCAGCAUUGAUGUGGAUAGCUUGAUGCGAUCUGUGAGCCGAGUCUUCAAGUUUAUCGACAUGCCAAAAGAAGGUGCACCUGCCAGGCCUGUCAAACCAUCCAGGGAUGACCAGCUCUCGAAAGUUAUGAUCAUUGAGAAUCAACACGUGAAGAAAGAUGACAUCUGGCCCUCAGGGGGUCAAAUGACUAUCAAAGACCUCACAGCGAAAUAUGUAGAUGGUGGCAAUGCCAUAUUGGAGAACAUUUCCUUCUCAAUAAGUCCUGGCCAGAGGGUGGGCCUCUUGGGAAGAACUGGAUCAGGGAAGAGUACUUUGUUAUCAGCAUUUUUGAGACUGCUGAACACUGAAGGUGAAAUUCAGAUUGAUGGUGUGUCAUGGGAUUCAACAACUUUGCAACAGUGGAGGAAAGCCUUUGGAGUGAUACCACAAAAAGUGUUUAUCUUUUCUGGAACUUUUAGAAAAAACUUGGAUCCUUAUGAACAAUGGAGUGAUCAAGAAAUAUGGAAAGUUGCAGAUGAGGUUGGACUCAGAUCUGUGAUAGAACAGUUUCCUGGGAAGCUUGAUUUUGUCCUUGUGGAUGGGGGCUAUGUACUAAGCCAUGGUCACAAGCAGUUGAUGUGCUUGGCCAGAUCUGUUCUCAGUAAGGCGAAGAUCUUACUGCUUGAUGAACCCAGUGCUCACUUGGAUCCCAUAACAUACCAAAUAAUUCGAAGAACUAUAAAACAAGCAUUUGCUGAUUGUACAGUAAUCCUCUGUGAACACAGGAUAGAAGCAAUGUUGGAAUGCCAGCGAUUUUUGGUCAUAGAAGAGAACACAGUGCGGCAGUACGAUUCCAUCCAGAAACUGCUGAGCGAGAAGAGCCUCUUCCGCCAGGCCAUCAGCUCUUCAGACAGGAUGAGGCUCUUCCCCCAUCGCAACUCCAGCAAGCACAAGUCUCGAUCCCAAAUUACUGCUCUGAAGGAAGAAACAGAAGAAGAAGUACAAGAAACACGGCUUUAGAGACCAGUGCAAAUGUUUGCUUAGGACAUUUACUUAUGGAGAUGGAGGAAAAAUCAGCUGCUUCAGAAAACGAGGAUGGAUUUUUUUUUUUUUAAGGAACAUUUUGGUGAGAGGAACUAAGGACAUUCACAUGGGUCUGGAUGGUUAAAUUGUGUGAAAGGUACUGCAAAUCCUUGAAGAUUUACUACUUGUGUUUUCUAAACCAGACUUUCCUAAAACACUUGCCCUUUGGUAGUAGUUGGAAAGGCAGCUAUAAUUGUCAACAAGCUUAGUCGUUCAGCCUAUUGUUAGUGAAACUUGUUAAUUUAUAUCACUGGAGAAAUGAAAUCAUACUACUUAGAGAUAUGAUUAAUAAUAGCUAGAGAAUUUGAUGGUUUACGUAGUUUAUAUCCCUUCUUCUCUCCUCUCUCCAAGAUAUGUAGACACACAACUAUAUUGUCUACUAAGCAUUCUGGCUAUCCAUUUCCAAGCAAGUAUGAAAAUACUGCAGGAGUCACAAGAUAGCCCAUUAAAACAUUCCCAUUCAACACCUAGUGAUCAAUCACGAAUGAGAAUUCCCAGACCCUAGAAAUUAGGGUUGGUACUACCAAGCUCUGUCAAACAUCUAAGUAAUUCAAAUAAUCAGCAAAUAUCCUGACCUAGGAAAUAGCUGUUCUAGUCCCCUGUAGGGGAUGGAAUUGCUUUCUCAAUGCAGAAGUUGACAUGCCUUUCCCAUCCCUAGAAGUAACAAGGCCAUAAGACCUUUGAACCAGAGAGUGGGUGGAAAAGUGUGUUAGUGAAAAUUGGUGCAGGACAACACUUCCUACCACAGAAGCUCCAAGUACAGAAUAUGUGGGUAGGUAAACCAUGGGUGCUAUAGGUAGAUGCACAGGAUAUCUAAGCAUCCAGAGGCACAGGAUGGUGGCAGUGUGUUUUCAGGCUAGCUGCAUGUGCUUUAUAGUGUCUACACUGAGUGAGAGAGAAAAUGGGAAACACCCUGAAGAAGAUUCAAUCAUGAACUAGUUUUAUAUGCUUCUGUUUUAUAAUUUUUGAUGCAAAUGAAAUUUUGUCUAGGAAAUAUUUAUUUUAAUAAUGUUUCAAACUCAUAUACAACAAUACUGUAUUUUAAAAAUGAUUAUGAAUUAUAUUUGUAUAAAAUAAUUUUUAUAUUUGAAAUGUUGAAUUUUUGUGGCACUAGCAAUUUUUAUGAUAUAUUACAUUAAAAUAAGGGUAGGGGGUACCUUGUGUGAUGUGGUCCAAGGGCCAUGAGUCACCUUUAUGAUGUAAAGAAAAGAAUUGGGUUGAUGCAGUUAUACACAUCUGUGUGAUCCUUGGCCAGCAUACAGGUUCCUCUCAGAUGAUUUCCUCUCAGAUGAAAAAGAUGGUGCCAGAAACCUGACUCUUCCUUCCAAGGGCACAUUGCCUUUCCAAUUCCAAACUAACCCUUAAGAAGAUUGUAUUGUAUUUGUUACUGUAAGAAGAUACCAUGUGUCAAUAAAAUCCUUAUAUUUGUG
Heterocephalus glaber (naked mole-rat) is the source of this 5871-nucleotide messenger RNA. The record is from RefSeq and is a predicted model, not a curated record. NCBI's taxonomy places the organism in Eukaryota, Metazoa, Chordata, Mammalia, Rodentia, Bathyergidae.